CAUCAGGUGGGCCGUCAGCUUGUUUGUCAUUCUAAGUUGUAUAAAAAAAAAAAACGUUAAAUAUUACUUAUAAUACAUAAAAAAAUUAGCAAACAAAAAAGCACCUAUUAGGUACAGGUCACAGGUUAAAGUAUGAUAUAAAGACAGAAAUUCCUUCUGUAAUAAAAUUUUGUUGUUUUCUACAUGUACCAUUCUGAGAAGGACAAAACUGUUGAUAAUAAAAUGAUGGAGAAAAGGACAAAAUUUGAAAUUUAUUAAAAAGUACAGUACAGUAGGCGCGGCAAGACCAUUGUAAAUGCAUACGUUUAUUACUUAGCAGGAAAUAAUUUGAAGAUAAUAUGACUUAAUAUAUUCUAUUGUACUAUAUGUUAGUCACCAAUAUUAUCUACAUUGAUAAUUAAUUAAAAUAAUUGUGAUACGACACAAAAUUGAUAUCAGUGUGAUCGUAGCGGUGUUGAAUUAAAAAUGGCGUUCAAUUUAUGUUAUUUUAUUGUUUGUAUAUUGUUUUAUUUCAUUGACAGAGUGAAUUGUGACAUUUUGUGCGAAGCAGGAUUUUGCUCUUCUUAUAGAGACGAAGUAGGAUGUAUAUCUCCGGUUGUGAACUGUCGCGCUAACAAUGCGACCCACAAAGGUAUAUGGCUGCCAUCGCCGACGCUAUGCAACUGUUGCGAGUAUUGCCUGCCGUUAUAUGGUGAAAACCACCACUGCAGUCUUGGCGGGCCUGGUACAGGAACCACCGUCGGUAGAUGUGGCGAUGGAUUAACCUGUGAGGCAGCUAGCAGCGGGGGCAGCUUCUGUACCAGAAUGGACACAGAGUGUCAUAGGGCGCAAGAUGAUUAUGACGACCGUUACACGAGAGGAGAGACAGGCGUGCUGGAAGAACGGCCGAACUGCGACGGGAAGGGGAACUACUCGACAUUCUCCUGUAUUCCUACACAGACAUGUUUCUGCCAGUCCGAAGCAGGCGAAAGAUUGUUCGGUGAAGUAUUAUAUUUGGGGACGCACACGAAACAAAAUAUGCAUUGUGGUUGUUCCCGUUUCCACGAAAGGAUGAGGAGAAGCAUCAGUCCUGGCGUUCGGCUACCGGUGAUUGGUCCUCGUUGUACGUCUGAUGGCAAUUUCAACCCUAUACAAUGUGUAAAUAACAUGUGUUAUUGUGUGGACACAAUCACAGGGGAGAUUUUGCAUGGACAUGGAAAGAUGAAGAUCGAUUUGAACGAGGAGCCCAUAGCUAAUUUGACUUGUUAUAACCGCAACUUAGACCUAUUUCCUGAGCAGUCCACCGGCGAACCGCCAUACAAUUACACAACUCCGUGCUUUAACAAAAUGAACGAGACGAUAAAUCUUAUUCUUAAGAGUGAAAAGGACGGAUAUAACAUGGAUUACUUCAAUACAAUCCCUGAGUGUCUACCAGACGGAACGUAUGGCAGGAUAGCUAGGACGCGUAAUGGAACGAAAAUCUGCGUGGACGAUCGUGGACAUCAAAUCGAUGGUUACGAAGCACUGCCAUAUACUCCUGAGUACAAUUCUAUGAAUUGCAAAUGUGCCGAGACAUCCCUCGUGAUGUCUAAAUCGACAGAGAAGCCAGUGUGCUGUAAAAAUGGCAACUUCAGAAGGAUUCAAUGUCGUCGGGGCCUUUGCAGGUGUGUGGAUUCUGACGGUCGCCAGGACGGCCCGGACGCGGCGGAUGUCACGACGUUGAAAUGUUACACUAGUGAUUGGAGGGAUUGUUAACUUUUUUUUAAUAAAAAAAAAAUUAUAAAAAUACGAAAAAAUAAAUCUACGAUCAACACCAAUACUGUAAUAUAAUAGGUAGAUAGGUAUAAUAUUUUAUUGAUAUUAUAUUAAAAUUAUUAAAGUACCUA
This is a messenger RNA of Galleria mellonella (greater wax moth), 1865 nucleotides long. RefSeq lists its product as uncharacterized. Bases 466 to 1734 code for a protein of 422 amino acids. The transcript has 9 exons. The record is from RefSeq and is a predicted model, not a curated record. NCBI's taxonomy places the organism in Eukaryota, Metazoa, Arthropoda, Insecta, Lepidoptera, Pyralidae. Gene Ontology annotation, biological process: cell-matrix adhesion. Gene Ontology annotation, cellular component: basement membrane.